ACUGGAGUGCGAUCGCAGUAUGGCCGCCGGGGCCUGGAGGAGGAUCAGACUGUCGGCGAGUCGGCACUGGAAAAGCUGAGGGAGAGAUUGUCGAGAAGGGCCGGACGGUUGGGCCGGCCGUAGCGAUGACGGCGGCCGAGGCGCCAACCGGGUCGAGUUGGCCGAACGCACGGGCUGUGAGCAGGGCAGCGUGAGACCGACCCGCGAGUGACAGGAACGAGAACUUGUGCGAAGCGCGAGAGCGUCCGGGCGCUCGGACAAGAUGUGGAACAUGAUGUGCGACGUGAUGCCGACCAUCUCGGAGGACACGAUCAGCCAGCGGGGUGGGGGCCAGUUCGGCGGGGCCGCCGAGGACCCCAACUUCGAGCAGCUGAUGGUGUCGAUGCUGGACGAGCGCGACAAGCUGAUGGACAGUCUGCGCGAGACGCAGGAGCGGCUCGCGGACAACGAGGGCAAGCUGCACGAGACAGAGAAAGAGAGAGACUCUCUGCAGCGGCAGAUCGCGGCCAACCUGCCCCAGGAAUUCGCCACGCUGACCAAAGAACUGAACCAAUCGAGGGAGCGACUUUUGGAGAAGGAGGAGGAAAUAUCUGAACUGAAGGCUGAGCGCAACAACACUAGGCUGCUAUUGGAGCACCUGGAAUGUCUGGUGUCAAGACACGAGCGCUCCCUCAGGAUGACCGUGGUGAAGCGGCAGGCGGCGUCGCAGUCCGGCGUCUCAAGCGAGGUGGAGGUGCUCAAGGCGCUCAAGUCACUUUUUGAGCACCACAAAGCACUUGAUGAGAAGGUCAGGGAGCGGCUCAGGGUCGCCUUGGAACGCGUCAACACCCUUGAGGAGGAACUCAAUGCUACCAAAGAUGAGCUGCAACAGUACAAGUCUGGCGAGGUGACAAGGAUGGAAAAUGGUCACGAGCCCAGCAAAGAGCAAAACGCUCAGCAGCUGUCGGCAACGGUCGCGUCCAAACAGCAACUGCCAAAUGGCUCUGAUACCGACGCUGUAGUUGACCUCCCAAGUUUAGUUGGUGACCAGAGCGCUGAACUAACCGCUGCGCAGCGAAGAGUGGCUGAGCUGACGUCACGGGUUGCAGAACUCGAGGAGACGCUUUCCAAAGCACAGAAAGAGGUCAUCAAGCUGCAGGACCAGAGCGCCAAGCUGCAGCAAGACCUCAUGGAAAAUGUGGCGCAGAAAGAGGACCAGGAGGAGAGAAUAGCGACUUUGGAGAAGCGGUACUUGCAUGCCCAACGUGAGUCCACUUCGCUGCACGACUUGAACAGUAAGCUCGAACAGGAGCUGAAGCACAAGGAAGCCCAGCUAAAGCUGCAAGAUGAGAAGUGCCAGGCAAUCCAGGAGAAGCUUGAACUGUCUGAACAGAAGCUAGCGCAAUACGCAAAGCUGCCUGAGAUGGAAGAGGAGCUGAAGCAACGCAUGGAAGCCCUUACUCAGGUAAGGGCUCAGGCUCAGGAGAGACACGGCUCUGCUGAAGACCGAAUUCAAAGGCUGGAGAACAAUCUUGAAGAGAAGAAUGCGGAGCACAUAAGAGUGUCGCAGCGGCUUAAAAUGAACGAGGAACACAACGCAAGACUAUCUGCCACAGUAGACAAACUACUCUCAGAGAGCAAUGAGCGUCUUCAGGUGCACCUGCAGGAGCGGAUGCAUGCCCUGGAGGAGAAAAAUGCGUUGGCGCAGGAACUUGAACAGACUCGCAAGUUUUUGGAGGACACGCAAUGCGAGAAAGGAGAAAUAAUGAAGGAGCUGGGCAAAACGCGACUCGAGUGUGAGAAUGCUAAGCGCCAGAUCAUUCAACAGGAGAUCGCUUUCAAUAUCCAGCAGACUGAUGCCCUAACUAGGAGUCUGUCUCCAUCAACCGGAGAACCCAGCUUUGUCCGCAGCUCAAGCCACUCUAGUUUUGACGCACACUCACUGCCGCGAAGAGCACAAAAGGGACGUCUCUCUGCCUUGGACGACGACCCAACCAAAGUAAGCUUUGUAACAGACCCAAUUGUAAAUAUCUACAUUGUGAACCUGAAACAGGUCCGCACCCUAGCCGAGCAAGAGUGGGAAAAGCUGCAGCAAGCGCAUGUUUUGGCAAACGUGCAGCAGGCGUUUGAUGUCAGCGACGCUGAGGCGGAUGACUCGGAGAGUCUUUUCUCUGCCGCGGACAUGUUGUCCCCAUCUGGACACACGGAUGCGCAAACCUUAGCUAUGAUGCUGCAGGAACAGCUCGACGCCAUCAACAAUGAAAUCAGGCUAAUACAGGAAGAGAAGCAGAGCACUGAGGCACGAGCAGAGGAGCUGGAGUCGCGAGUAGGCAGCCUUGAGCACAUGAACCUGCUAGUGCGCGGUCGCAGCUUUGAGCGGCCAUCGGCAUCUCCUCCUCAGUCGGGGCGCUCAACCCCUCGCUCGCAUCACUCUCCCCAACGAGAUUACUUGCACAAGUAUCAUACGGCGCCAGCCGCCAUGUCACCCGCGCACUCACACCAGUACGCGGCCACCAUCAGUCCUGGCCAAAUGUCGGAAUCGUUGCCCGCGAGUCAGUUACAGUUGUCGGGUGCCGGGGAGCUUUCCAAGGAGGACAUGCGCUCGCUCAAGGACAACUCGCCACCGAUGAUGGGUGCCGGCGCCAUGACCUUGCCUGCCGGCGCCAGCUCCAACUCGCUCGCGGGCCUCUCAUCCAUCGGUGGCUCUUCCCUGGUCGGUGCCCCGCCCUAUGGUGGCCUUGGGCCCAACGCGGCCCGCUCCCUGCGCCUCGAAAGGGUGGCUCAGGCCCUCGCACAUAGCACUGAAGAACUCAGAAGGUCCGAACACUUGCUGAUGUCUCAAGACUCGCUGCACAAGAGCAACGUUCCGCCGAAGAAGUCAAAGGGGAUCAAGUCGUCGCUGGGACGGUUCUUCAGCAAGAAAGACAAGGGGAAGCCGCCGUCGAACAGCAAAGACUCGCCCAUGAUGACCUCAUCGACCGACGGCAUGCCCACCUCGCACAGUCUCUACGCGGACAGCGACAUCAUGUGCUCGAGCGACACCCUAUCGCUAGCGGGUGGCUUAGGCCAGAAGGGAGACUUUGAUCGUAGAAAGAAGAAAAAUAAUUUCUCAAGACACGAAUUGCUAGCGGAGGCGAUGAAGGCAGGCACUCCGUUUGCAUUAUGGAAUGGGCCGACGAUUGUUGCGUGGCUUGAGCUUUGGGUUGGCAUGCCAGCUUGGUAUGUGGCCGCCUGCCGCGCCAACGUCAAGUCUGGUGCUAUCAUGAGUGCCCUCAGCGAUACAGAAAUCCAGCGGGAAAUCGGAAUCAGCAACCCAUUGCAUCGACUGAAACUCCGGUUAGCUAUCCAGGAAAUGGUUUCGCUGACAAGUCCGUCGGCCCCCAAGACUUCGCGCACCACGCUUGCGUUUGGCGACAUGAACCACGAGUGGAUCGGCAAUGCGUGGUUGCCUUCCCUCGGCCUGCCGCAGUAUCGCACCACCUUUAUGGAGUGCCUAGUCGACGCUCGCAUGCUCGACCACCUCAACAAGAAGGACCUCAGGGGACAACUCAAAAUGGUCGACAGCUUCCAUAGAACGAGCCUUCAGUUUGGAAUUUCGUGUCUAAAACGGCUGAACUAUGAUAGAAGGCAGCUGGAAGAGCGGCGGAAAUCGUGCGAGAAUGAACUCGCCGACGUACUAGUCUGGUCCAAUGAGCGUGUCAUUAAAUGGGUCACUAGCAUGGGACUAAAAGAGUAUGCUAAUAAUCUGGUCGAGUCUGGCGUGCAUGGUGCAUUGAUCGCUUUGGACGACGCCUUUGACGCCAUCAGCCUUGCACUGGCACUAAAAAUUCCGACACAAAACACUCAGGCGCGUCAGAUCCUCGAGAUCGAGUUUAACAACCUGUUGGCGGCGGCGACGGACCGUCAGGUGCUGCCCGAGUCAGAAAUGCCCAAGUCCUGACAGCUGGGGCCGCGCAAUCCGGACGCCUCACCGUCAGACUAGCUCAAACCACCACCACCAGCCCUCACGCAAACGAUGGACACACACUCACUUAUAAGCCCACCCCACCCACCCACCCCACAGCAUAACCGCGACGGCGGUACAUGAGCUCGCGCCGUCACAGCCCGCGCGUAGAUGUUGUUUCUCUCUCUCUCGCUUCCAAUCCGAGCAGUCAGUAGGUUAACCAACCAAGGAUAAGCGUAGAGACGUAAUUCCCAUGAAGCUGUGAAGGGAGUUUGAUGGCAAAUCAUUGUUGUGUUGAAAAUUUUUAUUUUCUGGACAUUCUCACGGGUUUGUUGUUUGGCGUUUGAGUCAAUUUUGUACAUACACUUUGUCACUCUCGCAAACACGUUAUUUUAUCUUGCUUGGUGCCCCUCGAAUCAUUAUCAUCGACUAGCGCGUUUUUACGUGAAAACAUUUCAGCCACUUCCCCACCCGCCCACCGAUUCGGUUUCUUUCUGACUUGCAAUUUUUGUGUGAAAAUUUUAAGUUUAACCCGACUGAAUGGUUUUGAGCCGGUUUUCAUCUUGGCCUUGCUUAUAGGAGGAGGGUUGGAGGUGGCUCGGAACGCAUUUUUCUUUAAUUCGAUUUAGAACCAGCAUUGGUGCUAGUCACGUAAUUAUUCUUUUGGUGAAAUUUCCCCCACUAAGCGCGUUAAUUUUCACCUCCUGCGUUGACGACCCGUGUGUUAAAAAUGGAGAAAUAAUCACGCAAGCGAAACUGCCAGUAUAUAUUGAGAUAUGAAGUUCAUUUUUGUAACUGUUCAGUGUGCCAUACGCGAGCAAAUUAACGCGCGAGGAAAACACCCUCCACUACAGAUUACACACCCACACUCACACACAUGCAUAUAUCGAUGUUGAUAUGAAGAAAAACAGGGCUAAAUGUUUUAGAUUCAGCAGCAGCAGCAGGAAAAACAAAACGAGGCGGAAACGCGCAAAAUGGAAACUAAACUCUUAAUGAAAAAUAUCCCAAAAGUUAACAGAAACGUAAAAGGAUAAAUUAAACGCAAAAGCAAGCAAAAUACUCCGCUCUUUCUAUCUCUUGAUUAACCGAGCAUUCGUGGAAAGACAGCAGCAAAACCGGCGGCUUUUCUUCUCGAUAGGAAUUUUCUCAAGAGGCCACCGCGCCAUAUCACUCCUCUCGAUUUUUCCGAGGGGACAUAACAAUGGUUUGAACGCGUGCCUCCGCCCCCUAAAAUCGCUUUUUCCGACCGACAUUCCUUCAGCAUUCACAACACGCACUUUCCACUUAUUUUCGCAAAGAUAGGCCCAAUGAGAGGUACUUAUUUAUUAACUGAUUUUGUUGCAAAUCAAAACGAUUUUUGUCGACGUAAGUUAUAUUUCAUUUGCAUGUAUAGCAACUAGUCCACCAUUAAGUUUGACGGAACCGACGGCAAGUGGAAAUUUCUGUAUUGAUUUAAUUACGCUUGUCAAUCGCAGUACAACAUUAUUAUUGUAUUAUUACGCCCUUUGGAGGUGCAGCUAUUUUGGAUUUUACUUUCCACGCAGCCACCCACACUCUCAUACACUCAAACGACACAGGCAGUUACAGCAAGAAUCACAACCAAAGCAUUUUUUUGUUUAAUUUAAAUUGAGUCAUUGUGUCGGCAGGAAGAUUUCAUUUCUUUCUGGUCAGACACGAGAGCGUUUUGUGUUGAAAACUGCAGCGAAAUUUCAACAGAAACACUAUUACUUGAGACAUCAUGGAGGAAGACAAAAAUGAAGAUAUAAUAAUAAAACUAUACAUACUGAAAAAUAAAACAGAAAAUUAUGCGAUUACUGUAAUCUUUGUACAAUGUAUCAUAGUUGAAUCUCAUAUCUUACAAUAAAAAAUACUAAUCUAUCAAUAAA
Cloeon dipterum is the source of this 5808-nucleotide messenger RNA. RefSeq names its product liprin-alpha (gene Liprin-alpha). The record is from RefSeq and is a predicted model, not a curated record. Bases 263 to 3919 code for a protein of 1218 amino acids. The transcript has 20 exons. Gene Ontology annotation, biological process: synapse organization. NCBI's taxonomy places the organism in Eukaryota, Metazoa, Arthropoda, Insecta, Ephemeroptera, Baetidae. Gene Ontology annotation, cellular component: presynaptic active zone. Gene Ontology annotation, molecular function: protein binding.